AUGGAUGCUACAAUCUACCAGAUCAUAUUUGGAGAGCUCGGGGACCUAAAUUGUAGUUUGAUGGACGCGCUCCAGGACACUUUUUUGGAAAACGCCUCAUUGUCAUUGCUCAGCUCUGAUGGUUUUUAUUGCAAUGCCACAACCGAUGAGAUUGGAACAUGCUGGCCGCGGAGCAGCACCGGCAGGAUUGUAGAGAUACCCUGCCCUGAGUACAUCAACGGGGUGAAGUACAACACAACCAGGAGUGCUUACAGAGAAUGCAUGGAUAAUGGGACCUGGGCACUGAAGAGCAAUUACUCCAAUUGUGAACCUAUUUUGGAGGAGAAGAGAAAAUAUCCAAUGCAUUAUAAAAUUGCGCUGAUCAUCAACUACCUAGGUCAUUGUAUCUCUGUGGGAGCUCUAGUCGUGGCCUUCAUUCUCUUCUUGUGCUUAAGGAGCAUACGAUGUCUUCGAAACAUCAUCCACUGGAACUUGAUCACCACGUUCAUACUGAGGAACGUUAUGUGGUUUUUGCUUCAGCUGAUCGACCACAAUAUCCACGAGAGCAAUGAGCCUUGGUGUCGAUUAAUUACAACAAUAUACAACUACUUUGUGGUGACAAACUUCUUCUGGAUGUUUGUUGAAGGAUGUUACCUUCACACAGCCAUCGUGAUGACUUAUUCAACUGAUAAACUCAGGAAGUGGGUCUUCCUUUUCAUCGGUUGGUGUAUUCCAUGCCCUAUAAUAAUUGCUUGGGCAAUAGGAAAGUUAUAUUAUGAAAAUGAACAAUGUUGGUUUGGUAAAGAGCCUGGAAAAUAUAUGGACUACAUUUACCAGGGACCGGUUAUUCUUGUGCUUAUGAUAAACUUUGUUUUUCUCUUCAACAUAGUACGAAUUCUUAUGACCAAACUAAGAGCUUCAACCACGUCUGAAACAAUACAGUACAGGAAAGCAGUGAAAGCAACACUGGUCUUGUUACCUCUGCUGGGCAUCACCUACAUGCUUUUCUUUGUGAAUCCGGGGGAGGACGACAUCUCACAAAUCGUUUUCAUCUAUUUCAACUCCUUUUUACAGUCUUUUCAGGGGUUCUUUGUGUCAGUGUUUUACUGCUUCCUAAAUGGAGAGGUACGUUCUGCAGUGAGGAAAAGAUGGCACCGCUGGCAGGACAACCACGCCCUUCGAGUGAGGGUGGCACGAGCCAUGUCCAUCCCCACGUCUCCAACCAGGAUCAGCUUCCACAGCAUCAAACAGACCACAGCUGUGUGA
Anoplopoma fimbria (sablefish) is the source of this 1245-nucleotide messenger RNA. RefSeq names its product corticotropin-releasing factor receptor 2 (gene crhr2). The transcript is spliced from 12 exons. Gene Ontology annotation, cellular component: plasma membrane; dendrite; axon terminus. Lineage: Eukaryota; Metazoa; Chordata; Actinopteri; Perciformes; Anoplopomatidae. Gene Ontology annotation, biological process: long-term synaptic potentiation; cell surface receptor signaling pathway; adenylate cyclase-modulating G protein-coupled receptor signaling pathway. Bases 1 to 1245 code for a protein of 414 amino acids. Gene Ontology annotation, molecular function: corticotrophin-releasing factor receptor activity; G protein-coupled peptide receptor activity; peptide hormone binding. The record is from RefSeq and is a predicted model, not a curated record.